Molecule: messenger RNA, 1577 nt
Organism: Pollicipes pollicipes
Lineage: Eukaryota; Metazoa; Arthropoda; Thecostraca; Pollicipedomorpha; Pollicipedidae
Product: CCR4-NOT transcription complex subunit 11
Exons: 10
Coding region: 137-1504 (455 amino acids)
Cellular component (GO): CCR4-NOT complex
Source: RefSeq, a predicted model, not a curated record
UGCGAUAGCGUGGCGCAUUUCCGCACUUGCAAUGAAUAAUCAGGACCGUGGAAUAAUCUAUGGUGGCUUAAAUCAUUGAUGCAGCACUGGUGUAGCUAGCCUCAAUUCUUUUUGAUGUUUAUGGAUCGUGGUCGGCAUGGCACUCUCAACAAAGGAUAUAUCGUCCCUUCUGGGGCUCCUUUCUGAAGACACAACUGAGCAGCAGUCAGUGGAAGUCUUGGCAUCACAAUGCUGCUCAACAUUUUCAAAGCAAGACCACUUCAAAGUUGGAAAUGCACUUGUUUUCCUGCUGCUGCAGCCAGAUAUGCUGCCACUACCCCAGCAGAGAAUAGUUGCCACAGCCAUUCUGUAUUUUCUGUACAAAAAUGAACCUCUGAAGAGAAACCCCUUUGCAAAUGUUUUUCUUCAUAUCAUGCAGCACACGGAGUUGUCGAAGGCGCCGGGCAAGCCGGCUGAUCCGGCCACGCAAUUCACCAAGUUCACGCCCGGGGAGAAGUACUUUGUGCGCCAGCUCAUCACAAACCCAAACAAAGAGCUGUUCAAGAAGACGGCCAGCCAGCUGCUGCAGUCGGACUUGACGGCGACGCACGCGGCCGCCGACGCCAGCCUGGCCGAGCUGGAGGCGGUGGUGCGCGAGCGGCUGGCCGACGUGCCGGCGGCGGCGCGCGCCGGCGUCACCGUGGUGGUGCCCGACCCCGACCUGCGACCCGACGCCUCCGGGGCGUACUCCGAACAGAACGUGACCCGACGCACGGCGGAGGGCGUGCUGGGCGGACCGACGCCGUACGCCCAGCAGUGCGUGUCGCCCGAGUUCCUGCGACUGCCGCCGCCGCUGCACAACUGCCAGGAUGAGAUGGUGUACAUGGUGCCUAGCGAGCCGCACGAGCACCAGGUGGCGUACGACCCGAGCCUGCUGACGGCGCCGGCCGGCGUGGGCGAGGCGCGCCAGCUGAUGGCACUGGCCGUGCACGGCCCGCUGACGCUGCAGCAGCAGAACCAGCUCAUCAGCCAGCUGAAGCGCGACCUCAAGACCGUCUACCAGGUCGGCGUCACGCCGGCCAAGCUUCCAGACCUUGUGGAGCACAACCCCAUCAUCGCCAUUGAAGUGCUGCUCCAGCUGAUGGACUCGCCGCAGAUCACCGACUACUUCAACGUGCUGGUCAACAUGGAGAUGUCGCUGCACAGUAUGGAGGUGGUCAACAGGCUGACCACGGCCGUUGAGCUGCCGGCCGAGUUCGUGCACCUCUACAUCACCAACUGCAUCGCCACCUGCGAGGCCAUCAAGGACCGCUACAUGCAGAACCGGCUUGUGCGGCUCGUCUGCGUCUUCCUGCAGUCUCUCAUCAGGAACAAGAUCAUCAACGUGCAUACGAUCCUGAUCGAGGUGCAGGCGUUCUGCAUCGACUUCAACCGGAUCCGGGAGGCGGCCGCCCUGUUCCGACUCCUGAAGCAGCUCGACUCGAACGAGCACGUCAGUCAGCUGCCGCCGGGGCAGCGGACCUAGGGGAGUCGCUGGCUUCAGCCGACCGGCCCCCGCCGCUGAGCUGGACCACCGCGCGCGUCGGGCACGCGGCCGC